Messenger RNA from Haemonchus placei, 876 nucleotides. NCBI's taxonomy places the organism in Eukaryota, Metazoa, Nematoda, Chromadorea, Rhabditida, Trichostrongylidae. The record is from the annotation of a GenBank genome assembly.
AUGUAUGCAGGCAAUCAUAUGGCGGAACUGGAAUAUCUGAUCUUUGAAGCUCAGAUUCGAAUUAUAAUGCGCUUUUUCAUUUGUUCAGUGGCAAUCGUUGCUCUGAUUCCUUGCGUUCAAGCAGCGCUAAAAUGUCCACCAGUAGUGGCACCGCUCGGUGGAAAGACCACAUUUACUGGAGUCGCCUAUGAAGGGACCAGUGUUACGGCAACAUGCUCGAAUGGAUUGAUAAUGAAUGGGGAGGGAGGUUCUGUACAAGUUCUCGAUGCUUCGGUAAAGUAUCACGGAUUCGGGAUUGUAUGGACCACGUGUGCCAGAGCUUCCACUCUUACCUGUACCAACGGUCAAUGGGUGCCACCAACGUUCGGUAUCUGUACCGCGAUACCGGGAUUCGGAGGAGCUUCUGGACUUCGGAAAGCCCAAUGCCUUCCUAUGCUGCAGCCAUUGGGUGCAACACUAGCAUACAGCAGUGGUGAGACCAGUACUGCACUGGCUGGCCUACAGGAUCACGGAACAACUGUAACGAUGAGAUGUAAUAGUCCCAACUCGCUUGUUUCAGGUCCAUCCGUAUCAUCAUGCGUGAAUGGUCAAUGGGCGCCGCCCACUCUUGGAGUAUGCACCCCCAUCAACGCAUCGCCUAUCGGUGCCGGUGGAACCGUCAUAAGUGGCUUGUCGACGAACACGCCUUGUGCCUUAGGCGUUGUCCCACCAGUGAAUAGCCAUGUCAUCUACAGUUCGUCAGAAGUUCCAUAUCCAGAAGGAUCCACUGCUACCAUGAUAUGCAAUCCUGGAUAUAUUGCAAGUGGACCAUCGGUGGUCUCUUGUCGAAAUGGUCUUUUCGGUCUUCUGGGAACGUGCGUCCGAACUACUGGUUAA